ACGGCUUUCCAUAAGUGUAGGCCAAUUAGGUCCGGAAGUGAUUGACCAAAAGGCCACACACAACAUGCACUGUGCAUCACUAGCGCUUUCUCGAUUUCUACUCUACUACUAGUUCUAGGUUCGCUAUACGCAUUCGUCGAAAGCGGAACCCACUCGUGUGUAGCCUCAAACCUGCAUUCCAUUCUCGUGGGCCUUUACCUGCCGCACUGGUGCAAUGAGUGCCAUCAAUGAAACAUCCAAGCAAGAGGCCGAGGGUGAACAAGAGGACAAGCCAAACUGUCAUGACACUGGUGGCAAGGUCCGCGAGAGAAAGCAGGGGCAUCCUCGGAGGACCCAAACACAGGAAAAGACAUCUGCCAGUGACAUCUGUGGCCAAGACUCCUCGUUGAGUACUACGCUUCAACAGAAUCAGAAGGUGGACACUAACAAGGAACCAUUCUUCUGUGGCAUCUGUGGCAGAGGCUUCUUAGAGAGAAGUGCCGUACUAGAACAUCUGAGUGUCCACGCAAAUGCGAAAUCCUUUGCUUGUGAUAUUUGUGGGAGUCUCUUCUCACGGAGAAGUGGCCUUCAAAGACAUCAGAGGGUCCACACUAAUGAAAAACCAUUCACCUGUGGCUAUUGUAGCAAAGGCUUCUCUCAGAAGAGUCACCUGAAAACUCAUGAAAGAGUGCACACUAAAGAGAAGCCGUUUAUUUGUGACGUUUGCGGCAAAGGCUUCUCGGACCAAAGUACCAUACGACAACAUCAGAGGGUGCACACUAAAGAGAAACCAUACGUUUGCACCAUUUGUAGCAAAAGCUUCACGACGAGUAGCCACCGACAACGACAUCACAGGGUCCACACUAAUGAGAAGCCAUUUGCUUGUGGUACUUGUGGGAGAUGCUUCGCACUGAAAAAUGACCUUCGAAGACACCAGCGGGUCCACACUGAUGAGAAGCCAUUUCUCUGUGAAAUCUGUGGCAGAGCCUUCUCACAGAGUAGUCACCUUAAAACUCAUACCAAAUUGCAUGCCAGUGAGAAACCCUUUGUUUGCGACUUUGGAGCAGAGGUCUCUCGUGCAAGAGUAGUCUUCCCCACACCAACAUCAGAGGGUCUACACAAGUGAGAGACCAUUCGCUUGUGAAUAUUGUUAAAGAGGUCUCUCACCCAGAAGCACCCUUCCUGGAACAAUCUUAGGGUCUACUCUGAUGAGAAACCAUUUUGUUUUGGUAUAAUGCCAAUGAUACAACCAUUGAUUUGCACUGCCUGUCUGUAUUUAAUUUAUUAUUUAUCUGGCACACGUGUUUCCUCCACUCCCGUGUAAGCACAGAUCUGUUGUAGACUUCACAUGUCAUGUUUAUAAAAGUGAU
Molecule: messenger RNA, 1349 nt
Organism: Patiria miniata (bat star)
Lineage: Eukaryota; Metazoa; Echinodermata; Asteroidea; Valvatida; Asterinidae
Product: zinc finger protein 239-like
Exons: 2
Coding region: 215-1105 (296 amino acids)
Biological process (GO): regulation of transcription by RNA polymerase II; central nervous system development
Cellular component (GO): nucleus
Molecular function (GO): RNA polymerase II cis-regulatory region sequence-specific DNA binding; DNA-binding transcription factor activity, RNA polymerase II-specific
Source: RefSeq, a predicted model, not a curated record